UUGAGGAUGAGUGUAGUGGGGACUAUAAAAAGAUGCUCCUUGCUAUCGUCAAGGACAAGCCUAAAAAUGAGGAAUCGAAAACGUUUAAACAUGUCGUGAAAUCAUCAAAACGACCAAUUAAAAAGCAAUUGGCCACUUUGAAAACAAUGAUACACGGCCAAAAGAAAACUGAGCAAAACAAAAAACUGAAUUCUCAGAAGAAAAGAACUAAAUCGUGCAAGUAUUCUACAAAAGAAGUGAUCCGUAGCAUAUCAUCACAUGAAAGGAAUGACUCAAAAGACUCUCAAAAUGUUGUAGAUGAAAGGGUUAAUAUAUCCAUACACGAAAACAUCCAACCAGAUAACAAAACUAAAGAAACUGAAGAAAAAAACACAAUUUCA
Molecule: messenger RNA, 380 nt
Organism: Owenia fusiformis
Lineage: Eukaryota; Metazoa; Annelida; Polychaeta; Sabellida; Oweniidae
Source: the annotation of a GenBank genome assembly